Phytophthora sojae is the source of this 672-nucleotide messenger RNA. RefSeq lists its product as hypothetical. The record is from RefSeq and is a predicted model, not a curated record. Lineage: Eukaryota; Oomycota; Peronosporomycetes; Peronosporales; Peronosporaceae. Bases 1 to 672 code for a protein of 223 amino acids. The transcript has 3 exons.
AUGGGCGACUUUCAAGGGGAAAUCAAGACGGAAGUUCGCGCCACGAUCGCGGCCGAUCGAGAGGAUAUCGCUCGACAGUGCAGCGAAGCUCAUGGACGAAUCGACUACCAGUUUCGAACCCAGGAGGAGUCACUGGAGAGGAUUCGAAGCGAGCAGCACAAGCUUCCGGCCGAUAUUACUGCUGCUAUCGAGGACCUUAACCGCAGAGUGCUGGAUCGGGAGCACCAGGAGCUGGAGAAAAUGCACACUCGGCUCACAGAAGAGAUGCAGCUCUCAAUCGCCAAUGCGUUCAAGGCUUUGGAACCUGCCAAGGACAGAGAGCAGCGUAAAUUGAGGCAGCACCAGCACAUCGUCGGGCGCAAACUGGCCGAACUGGAUCAAAUGAUGCAACUCAUCGGGCGGCAGCUCAUUCAAAACACGUCCCAGCUGCAAGUGGUGCGCAACGAGCAGCUCGUGCACAAUUUCGAGCUGGACCUGCAGAACGAGGACGCUGGAUAUGACGACGAUGAUCUCCGUGAAGAUACCUCAGAAUUCCGGACACGCCAAUCCCAACACCAAGAACUUCAGGAGCAGCUCGACAAAAAGCUUCGGGACUACAGCCAGGUAUUAGGCUCCAGCCAACGCCAAGCACAGGAAGAUGAGGACAAACCUACGCAGCCACCAAAAAAGUAA